AUGCUUCCGAGCAGGGGCCUCGUCCAGUCCAGCCAAGCCCUGCGGCUUCGGCAAGUGACCUCGCGAGCAGGAUGCGCGCGCAACUUUAGCACGGCCUUGCGCAGCCGGUCUGGCUCACCAGCAACAGCCGCCUCGGGCCUUGCGCUGGGCCAGCUGUCUGGGCGGCGCGCCGGCGCUGCUGCAUUGAGCGGCAGCCACCACUCGACGAACUCCACACACAACCUCCUCCGCACCAACAUGCCGUCGUCAGCUGCCGCCUUUUCCUUGUGGCCCUUCUCGUCCGGCAACAAGAGUUUCAAGGAAGGCGACAUCCUUCCCGCCGUGAGCCAGACACCAACAACGCCGCCACCACCAUCAUCAUCAUCAACGGCCACGCCUGCGCCGACCGAGUUCGUCCCCGAGCCGCCGGCUUCUACGACCUCUGCCUCUGCCUUCCCCGACCCGGCCGACCCGGCCGCCCUCUCCGACCUGCUGGACGGCUCGGCGCUGCUCGACAUGGCCGAGAACCAGAUUGGCUACCUGCACGCCCUCGGCCUCGACUUUGGCUGGGGCCCCACCAGCCUGUGCCAGUGGCUGCUCGAGCACGUCCACGUCUACACGGGCCUGCCCUGGUGGGCGUCGAUUGUGGGCGUGGCCCUCCUGUUCCGCGCGGCCAUUUUCCUGCCAUCGCUGACGGCCGCCGAGCAGAGCGCGAAGCUGCAGGUGCUGCGCAAGAAUCCGCGGUAUGCGGCCGCCAUGGCCGAGAUGCAGGCCUCGGCGUUCAAGGGCGGCGCGCAGGGCCAGGGCAAGGCCAUGGAGGCGCGCCUCACCAUGAAGCGCAUGCAGGAGGCCAUGGACGUGUCGACGUGGAAGAUGUUUGUGCCCAUGAUCAACAUCCCCUUUGGCUACGGCAUGUUCCGUCUGCUGCGGGCCACGGGCGCGCUGCCCGUGCCCGGCAUGGAGACGGGCGGCAUCCUGUGGUUCACGGACCUGACCGUGGCCGACCCGUACUUUGUGCUGCCGCUCGCCUCGGCCGGCAUCAUGUACCUGAUUUUCCGCACCAACAUGAAGUACAUGGCCCCCGAGCAGCAGCAGACCAUGAAGUACAUCCAGAUGGCCAUUACGCCCAUCAGCGUGCUGGUCACCAUCAAGAUGAGCGCCGGCCUCACCUUCUUCUUCCUGACGUCCUCCGUCCUCCAGAUGAUCCAGACCUGGCUGUGGCACCAGCCCUGGCUGCGCGCGUGGAAGGGUCUGCCGCCCAUGCACGAGAUGCUGCAGGGCGGCGCCCUUAACAACCUGCCUGGUGGCGGCUCGGCCCACCAGCAGCAAGCGGCCCGCCCCGUCGCGUUCCGCGUCGAUCCAAACUCAUCCUGGAAGGCCCCGCGGGCGACGUCCACGGGUUUCAAGGAGGCAGCCGAAGACGCGGCGUCCGAGACGAGCCAGGCCGCCAAGGCCGAGGAGCUGCUGACGAAGCCGCCUUCUGCCGUCGAGGUGGCCAAGAAGGGCUGGGGCAAGCUGAUGGGCACAGCCAAGGAGAAGCAGGCCGCGUCCAAGGACAAGGAGCUGCUGCGCAAGGCCCAGGACUACGAGAAGCGCCGCGCCAUGGAGGACGAGACACAGGCGUACCACCGCCGGGAGGCGGAGCGGCAGUACCGCGCAGCCAAGAAGACGCUCGACGGCAAACAGAACAAGAACAGCAAGUGGCAGUAA
Molecule: messenger RNA, 1689 nt
Organism: Sporothrix brasiliensis 5110
Lineage: Eukaryota; Fungi; Ascomycota; Sordariomycetes; Ophiostomatales; Ophiostomataceae
Product: mitochondrial export translocase
Exons: 2
Coding region: 1-1689 (562 amino acids)
Biological process (GO): protein insertion into mitochondrial inner membrane from matrix; mitochondrial respiratory chain complex IV assembly
Cellular component (GO): mitochondrial inner membrane
Molecular function (GO): membrane insertase activity
Source: RefSeq, a predicted model, not a curated record